AUUUGUUCCGACUGGGUAUGAUUCCUAAGAAGAAAGGCAUUCCCAAAGGCUAUACUAUUGAAAUUAAACUACCUCAAGAGAAGGAAGUCGAAGCGGCUACGCAAUUUGGUUACUAUGUACUUUCCAAUACCAUUUACCAGCAUUCAAGACGGAUUUUCAGUAAGUUAACAUUAUUUUUGAAUGCUCUUUACUGACCUCAAGUAUCCAUAUGUGGAAUAACUAUAAAAAGACUAGCUGAAUACUCAACCUUAUCUUUGUGGAUACAUCCAGUACAAACGUUUGGGAUGAUGGGCCAGUCAAGGUUUCUUCGAGAACAAUUACUGAUCUUGUUGGCCAAUAUGAAAUUACAUUUGUCGGAACAUCUAGUUUCUUGCUUGGAUUGUAUUGUACUCGUUGAUAGCAGCACCUUG
Molecule: messenger RNA, 410 nt
Organism: Suhomyces tanzawaensis NRRL Y-17324
Lineage: Eukaryota; Fungi; Ascomycota; Pichiomycetes; Serinales; Debaryomycetaceae
Exons: 1
Coding region: 18-194 (58 amino acids)
Source: RefSeq, a predicted model, not a curated record